Molecule: messenger RNA, 2420 nt
Organism: Eleginops maclovinus (Patagonian blennie)
Lineage: Eukaryota; Metazoa; Chordata; Actinopteri; Perciformes; Eleginopidae
Gene: stxbp6
Product: syntaxin binding protein 6 (amisyn)
Exons: 6
Coding region: 369-1001 (210 amino acids)
Biological process (GO): regulation of SNARE complex assembly; Golgi to plasma membrane transport; exocytosis
Cellular component (GO): exocyst; plasma membrane
Molecular function (GO): phosphatidylinositol-4,5-bisphosphate binding
Source: RefSeq, a predicted model, not a curated record
CACACACACACACACACACACACACACACACACACACACACAGCCGCAGUCAGUCAGUCAGACGGUCUCUGCGCAGAAACAGCAGCAAGGAAACAAACUCUCCUCCAGCCGCUUACACACCAACAACUAUCACAGAAGUGAAGUGGACGCGAUGUUGAAAGUGAAAGGCUACCGUUUAGAGUGAGGAGACAGGGAAAAACAAGACAGAGGCUGCGGAAAGUGAGUAAACUGUGACAGCAGCAGCUGGAGAAAUUAACCGAAGGACUCGGACCGCACGUGGAAAUCACUACUGAAACACAUCGGAAGUGUGGAUUUCGUCCUAUCCACUUGAUCUAUUCUCCAGCUGUUCUCUCCUGCCUCCUUCAGAGAUGAGUGUCAAGUCGGCCAUAAACAAGGAGGUCUUCAUACCCCACGAUGAAAAGAUGCUUGUUGCCGUGCAGGUGAAGAGGAGGACCAAGAAGAAGAUCCCUUUCCUGGCCACCGGUGGUCAGGGCGACUACAUGACCUUUAUCUGCGUCUCAGUGACCAAUAAGAAACCCUCCUGCGUGUCCCUCACUAAGGUGAAGCAGUUCCAAGGAUCUUCUGCUUUCGCAAAAAGGUCACAGUGGACCAUCGACCAGCUACGGCAGGUCAACGGCAUCGACUCAAACAAAGACUGUCCAGAGUUCGACCUGACGUUCGACAAUGCUUUUGACCAGUGGGUUGCUUGCACAGCAGGAGAGAAGUGCACCUUCAUCCAGAUCCUUCACCACACCUGCCAGCGCUACAGCCCCGCACGGAAACCAGAUUUCGUCAACUGUCAGUCCAAACUUUUGGGGGGUAACAGCAUACUACACUCGGCCGCAGACAGUGUGACGAGUGCCGUACAGAAGGCGAGCCAGGCUCUGAACGAGCGCGGCGAGCGAUUAGGCCGGGCUGAGGAGAGGACCGCGGACAUGAUGAACAGUGCUGAACAGUUCUCUGUUACUGCACAGAAGCUUGCCAUGAAGCACAAGUGUUAGACCACUGCCGAAACCAUGGUCACCAAUCGCCAGUAGCUGUACAGGAGAAGGAUUCCAGAUUUUAUUAUUUUUAAGAAGAUUUAAUAUGAUUACUAUUUGUUAACAAUGUUAACAUUUGAAUGUUUUUGGGUUGUCGAAUUCUGGCACAUCAUCUGACGGCGACACAUCUCCCUGGGGGGAGGAACAGAGGUAACAAAUGCUACUUCAGACUGAGCCAAAUGUUUCGUGCUUCUGUUUGCCAAAAUAAGUCACAAACUAUGGCUGUGUUAACCACGGCCAAUCAAAACACUUCCCCCUCUUCAUAUGCUCGCACACUCAUGUGAGAGUAAACAUGCUGACAAGUCAUUAUCAGCAAUCACUCAAAGACUAGGAGCAGCUUGUAUCGCCGGGUAUUCAUUUUUGAGAAUUAUUUAUGAGCAUGGUAGUGAUUAUGCAGCCGCUGUCAUUGGUUUUACAGGUGUGACUCGAUCGGGUGACUGGGUACACACAAAUAUAUAUAAAUAUACACAUCUAUAGCACAUGCAUACCUGAAGAUAGUCUACAUUUUUCCUAUCUAAUAAUUAGGUUGUACCCAGGUUAAUAAUUUGUCGACACAUUAGGUAGAAUGUGAUGAAGAAUAGAAGAAAUAAUCUCACCUGUGGAGAAAAAUAACUCAACCCUGUACAACCAAAAAAUCCACACCAGUCACACCAGUAUUAGUCAAAAUGUUUUCAACAUAUUAUUUCAUAAACUGCACACUGACGGCUAGGAUUGGUUUGUGUCUAUAACUAAAUAUGACAACAGGGAAAUAGUCUUCUGUCUACCAUUUCAAAACAACCAAAACUACUAUGUAAUAAAGGUCCAAACGUAUUUGGGAGUGUACUUGAAGAACUCUGUCUUGAAAAAAGCUUUUUUAAUUCUUAUAAUUUAUGUUAAAUCCAGUAAACCAGCUUCUGCAUUGUAUAAAGCAAAAUAAGGAAUAUCUUCUAGUACUAUUAUCUAAGUGUCUGUAGAGCUAAUUUGUCCUAUUACUAUGGGAUCUUAUAAAUGACUCUUGGCUGUAUUUCAACUUUGAUCAUUCAGUAAUCAUACAUUUAUGUAUUUUUUUAUAAUUUGGGUCGCUCAUUAUACGGUUGUGUUUAUGUCUCCAAUAGCAGCAGCAGGGUGUAGUAGUUUAUUUGAUGUCAGUGCUCUCACGCUAACUGUAACUUUGGCUUCCUCACUCGCAAGACGCUGCCCUCACAAUCGAGAUGUAUUUGAUUUCUUUACAUAUUUUAAGAAACCCUAAUUCACAUUGUUACAAAGCACUGACAACUUUAUCUUGCAGACCCGUCGAGUUCAUACUGAAACGUUCCAGUUGCCUAACUGUUGGUGUGCUUUUGUUCUUCUCUAACACUUUGGAUGUUUAUUGUUUUAAUAAAAUGAGUAUUUUAUAAUGUU